Cryptotermes secundus is the source of this 1168-nucleotide messenger RNA. RefSeq names its product tRNA-specific adenosine deaminase 2. Bases 267 to 896 code for a protein of 209 amino acids. Gene Ontology annotation, biological process: tRNA wobble adenosine to inosine editing. Lineage: Eukaryota; Metazoa; Arthropoda; Insecta; Blattodea; Kalotermitidae. Gene Ontology annotation, molecular function: tRNA-specific adenosine-34 deaminase activity. The transcript has 2 exons. Gene Ontology annotation, cellular component: cytoplasm; nucleus. The record is from RefSeq and is a predicted model, not a curated record.
UUGGGUCCACUCGUCACGGCGGCCACUGAUUGGCCUAUAGAAGUUGCUUUGGUUUGCGUAGUAAUGCUGUAAAGUCUCACAGUCGACAUUCGGUUUGAUAUGCAGUCAAGUAUUCUCAACAGACAGGAUAAGGUUGCAUGAUAUUUCAGUUUCCUCAAGAUGAUGUAAGUGCCGAAGAAUAAUGGCUUCCCUGAAAUGUUAUGGUUAUAUAUCAGAAUUGAAGAGCAACAUGAAGUGAGGUUAUAGUGUACUGCCUAUCUACCAACAUGGUAAAUAAAUGGAUGGAUGAAGCCUUAGAUCUGGCAACUGAAGCUCUGAAGGCAGGGGAAGUUCCUGUAGGAUGUGUUUUUAUAUACAAUGGCGAUGUUAUUGCUAAAGGCCGUAAUACAGUGAAUGAAACUCGCAAUGCUACAAGACAUGCAGAGCUGAAUUGCAUGGACCAGACAGCGGAAUGGUGUAUGGAAAAUGUCCAUGACUUUGCUACAGUCAUGUCUGCCGUGCAGAAAGUGUACCAGGUGGACAGAUUCAUCAGUGCAUGUGUGCUCAGUAUGGAGACAAUGCUGUCUUAUAGAGUUCUGUAUGAGUGGACUGAAAUGUUUAAAAAUGGCAUUAUGAUUGUGACUGAUGCAGAGCGCUCAGGUCGUCCAACCACAGCCACAACCUUACAGAAUGAAAAAAGAGCUAGGGAACUUAUUCUUCAAAACAGAAGAGUGACAGUCGUUGAAAUUGCAAAACAAUUGAAUAUCCGCAUUUGUCUGCCUAUUCUGUGGUGCAUGAUAACCUUCAGUUACAUAAAGUGUGUGUGCCAGAGAGAGUGUCAGAGGGCGUCCUUUUGUUGCACAAUAGUUCCCAUUCCCAUACUGUGGCCUGCACAUUGGAAACCCUCAGGAAAUUGAGAUGGGAAGUCAUGGAACAUCCAGCUCACAGUCCAGAUUUGGAGCCAUCUGAUUUUCGCGUUUUUGGACGCUUAAAGGAGCUAUACUAGGGAGAAGAUUUUGAUGUGAGGAACACAGUGCAUCAGCGGCUAUAUAUGCAACCAAAGACUUUCUAUUAUGAUGACAUUAAGAAGUUAGUGGGACGUUGGGAAAAUGCGUUGAAAAGCAGGAUGAUUAUGUGGAAAAAUGAUGUAUUUUGUUUUUGUAACCAUCAAUAAAAUUGAGUUGUAAAA